UUUGGAAACUUGUCAAUUAUGUCUGCAACUAAAAGGAAAUGCUAAAUAAGUUGCAACUAUCAAAUUUACGUUGUUAUGUCCUAUGUUCAACCAAAUAAUUAAAAACAUUCAGACACAAUUUGCAAGUGAGCACAGCCGGUUUAAUAUACAUUGAGAAAUUACAGUUAUCCAAUAAGUAAAUAUGUCUCUAACAAUUCAACAAAUCAUUACUGAUGCAAAACGACUUGCCAGUCGUUUAAAGGAUAGAGAUGAAGUAGCUGAUUCACUAUUAAACGAAACCCAUGCAAUUAAUAAAAAAAUUGAUGCCAUGAAACAGUUUCAAGAAGAAGUAGAACAGUUAAAUGAAGUAGCCAACCAACGUCCCCAUUCCCAAUUAAUAGCAAAUAUUCAAAAAGAAAAUAGGCAUUUAAAGGAGAUUCAACAAGAAAAUAGAGAACUUAGGGCUGCUUUGGAGGAUUACCAAACCACGCUACAGCAUGUGAUGUCUAAAUAUAGGGAACAUACCAAUGAAGAAAUCUACAAAUCCAAAAUAAAUUUUAAGGCAAUGCAGGAGCAAAAAUAUAGUGAGAUUAUUAAAAAUCAAGCAGAAAAAAUUCAAGAAAUGGCUGCUGUGAUGGAUAAAGCUGCCUUGAUAGAUGAGGAUAGGGAUUCUAGGGUACAAGAAGUAGUUUCUAUGUUACAAGUAGAAAAUCAGGGCCUAAGAGAGAUGUUGGACAUUGCUCACAAAUGCGGAAACUUGAAAAAAGAAGAUAAAUUUGUACAAACUGAAGUGCAGACAUAAAUUUUUUGAAAAAUAUUCUUUGUGUAUUUGUAAAUUAGUUUUAAAAUAAUGUUUGUUAUGUUUUUUAAUUUUUUAUAAUGUAUGUUUAAUUUAUUUUUUGUACUAUAUAUUAUCACAUAUUAUUGGAUUACUCAAUUAUCAAGUUCACACAAAAUAUAAACAUGAGUCAUCGAGCUCUUUUUCUCAUUUCGUUUUAAGUUAACUUAAUUAACCAAUUGUUAGAAAAUCUUAACACUGAGUUGUAAGAUACAAUUCUGAAAGGUAUUUAUAAUAAUUUUUCUAUGUAAUUAUUCCACCAUAAAAUGUGUACUAUUUUUUUACAAGAACGGUUGAAAUGACACUUACCUAACGCUAAAUUAUGUUUCUAUGAAAUAUUUAGCCACAGCCGUAAGUCAAGAUGGGCUACAUUUUUUUUAUUUUGUGUGGACUAUGUGAGUGUUUAUUUCAGAAUAAAAAGAUAAAUUAUGAAAAAGAUUUAGUGAAGAAUUUAAUAAGGCUGAUAUAUUUUUAACUUAAAGGACUUGUUUAUAAAAGCAACAAGUUUUGAUAUGUAAAGAUUAUUUUAUAAAAUAAUUGCUUAUUUAAACUUAUGAAAACAGAUAUUCUUAAUCCAGUUUUUAUUGCUUAAUAGAUUUGCAGCUUUUACUCUAACCAUAAUUAACAUUGCGUGUCAUGUAUGUAAAAGCAUUUUUGUGUCACAUAACCUUUAAAACGCAUCUUGAUUUUUGUCGAUAAGUCAAUUGAAUCAAAAGAUAUCGAAUUUUUACCGUCCAGCUGAUACAAAUUUUAUUGAACAUUGAUUUCGCGCGCGUAACUGACAUGCAAAAUCGACGGUCGCUAUAAGCGUUGUUUCUAACAGAAUGGUUCAUUCUACAAAAAACUGCUUAUAAACAUUUUUGUUUAAAAUUAUCUGAGCUACAUUUUUUAUUUGAAACAUUUUUUUCUCCGGUGUACAGAUUCUUGGUAUAUCGAUUUUUUCAUGUUUUUACUCCCUGCGAGGUGGGUUUUAGAGGAAAGCUCUGGAGUAAAAGUGGUAAACUUUUUUGCUUGUCCGUAUGAUUUUUAGGAGUGAACUCUCUGACGGCUGGAUUAGUUCCACAGCGCGCAGUUUAGUUUUGUCAAUUGCUUACCUUGUCCCGUUCGUUUCUUCAUUUCAGUUUCACUAGAGCCCUCUUUAGUAAUUCUAAUUACUAAAGAGGGCUAUUACUAUAUCAUAAUAAUGAUAUGUCUUGCUUAAAUGUUAGGUAAUUCCUCCAUAAUAUUAAUGUUCAUUAUAUAAAUAUAUCUUAAUUUGAAUAAAGAAGCGAUUGAAUUUUUUUGUAGAAUUUCAAUGAACAGUUGAAUUUUUCGCAUACCCUCCCUUUCUUGAAUGGCCUUUUUUUGCUGCAUGAACUGAGUCCAUGGAAAAUAAUAAUCCGAUAAAUUUUUGUUCAUAAAAGAAAGAUGUUUUGUGUAUACCUAAAUAUAUGUUUUUGAGUUGUAGCCUUAUUUCAUCUUCUUCUUAACUUAGGCGAGACCCUUAAAUCUCUGGCGCUUGGUCAUAUGACCUUUGUACCAUACCUUAUAUUUUUCCAUUAAACUCCAAUGACAGGAUGUGUACGGCAGUUUUGUUUUACACUUUGCAAUUUCUGUCCCUUGGUUCAUUCACCUUACCUAUUUUGCAUAGUUUUUUUCUUAAAGGGCAACACGUUGAAUCUCCUUCGGUGACCGUUUUAAUUUCUCUUUUAUUGAGGUUAAUCAAAUUGUCUGAGAGUUUUUUAUUAAUAUUCUUGAUUAUUUUUUUUAGUCUUUAUUUGCCCAUGUGUGGUUCCUCAUUUCUUUUGAUGACUCCUUAUCAUCUACUUUUGAACCUCGUUUCUUGCCGCAUCUUUAGUGAUGCCACACAUUGGUUCUGGGCCUACAAAGGUUUCUCUCGGCAAUAGUUCACCAGACAUAUAAACAUUUUCCUCGCUUCGAUCUUUUUAAUGCUUAUUGAGUUUCAUUGCGGUUUUUGUUUGUUCCUAGUCAAUUCUUGUCGUACAAGGGAUGGAUGGUCACUCCCAGCAGAGCCUGGUGUUGUGAGCAUGAAGAUUACAACAUCGUCUAAAGAGUGUCGCAGGAGUCUAACCUCUUUGGAUUGUAUGGUUUGCGUGGCAAUCUAUUAGUUUCGAUAAUGAUAACAUCAUACUUUAAUCAUCAACCCGAAGGAAAAAUACAUCAAGCGGGGUCGUUUCUUCCCAUAUAUCCUUUUGUAGACCAAUAGACCCAGUAAAAUCUAGAAGCAGUUUCAAUUGCACGGAAUGAGUAUGUGUCUUGCCAUACAUAGGUUCGAAGCAAUCAGAAUAGGUAUUUCUACGUUAUAUACAUUUUAGUCAUUAUCUGUUGUUGAUCUUCACGUGUUCAACGUUUUCAUGUAGUUCGCUCUAUUCAUCGAAUGAAUCAAUUGAGUCGGCGAUGUUGUUCAUGAUAAAAGUGAAGAAUCGUCCAAAAAAAAAUGUAACGUUUCAAUUUCUUUGUUUAUCUGGUUAAUAUCAGAUGCCAUUUUCUCGAUCGACUACGUUUGGACAUAUGUAAUUUUGAUUUGUUGCACAAGCCUUUGCUAAACCAGAAAACUUUUGUUUAUCAAAAUCGGUAACAAAAGUGAAUACAAGUUCAAUGUUUUAGUUUAUGGUUAUGUUCUGUAUACAU
Messenger RNA from Diabrotica balteata, 3448 nucleotides. Lineage: Eukaryota; Metazoa; Arthropoda; Insecta; Coleoptera; Chrysomelidae. The record is from the annotation of a GenBank genome assembly.